Messenger RNA from Xyrichtys novacula (pearly razorfish), 4796 nucleotides. NCBI's taxonomy places the organism in Eukaryota, Metazoa, Chordata, Actinopteri, Labriformes, Labridae. The record is from the annotation of a GenBank genome assembly.
UUGCUGCUUCAAAUAUGGAACAUGCACACAAGUCUUGUGUGUGCAUGAAAUCAUCUUAUUAUCAUGAUAUGUUCUUGUUAAUUUAAUCUUGUCCUGAUUUUGUUAAUUAGUUCUCUUUUCCCUAGUGUUUCUGUCUCCUGUGAUCCUGUUUUGUGAGUUUUCAGUCUGUCUUUGAGCCUCUUUCUCUCGUGUUCUCAGUGUUUUAUUCUUUACAUCAGUUUUCUGUGUUUUCUGUUUUAUUUUGUCGUUCCUUGCCCUUGUGUGUCUGGUUUAGUUUAUCUUCCUGUUUUAUUUUGUAGUAAUGAGCCCUGUGUGUCUAGUCUAGUUUUACUUCCAGUGUUUUCCCUCCUUAGUGAUUGUCUGCACUUGUGGCCUUGUGUCUCACCUGUCCCUUGUUACUCAUAACUCUGGCUGUGUCCGAAAUGGAUCCCUAACCCUUAUAUGGGCGACUAUAUGGGGGUUAACGCCAUUUUGAGGGGUGUCCGGAACCUGAGUGAUCAAUUCCAAUGCCCCAUAUAGGCGACUUAAAAUUUCCCAUAGAGCACUGCAACAUGUAGUGACCAUCCGAUGGUCACUCAUCAUGCAUUGGGUCUUGCCAUGUAGUGUCCGAAACCUCCAGUAAUUGAGCUCACUACAUAGUCAGCUAUAUAAUGAAACCCCAUAUGGUGGUUAGGGGUUAGGGGUUGAGUGGUUCAUUUCUGACACAGUCAUAGUCUAUCUAGUCUCUAUGUAGCAUUCCUUCGUUGUUGGUUCAUUGUCCCUGUUAGUGUCAACAAGCAGUUUGCUAAAGACCAGCAAAUUAAGGACAUGAAUUACUGAAACUAUGAAUUUUUAGCAAUGAAAAUCAGACAAAUUUAGCAUCUAAGUAAGUGAAUAUUUAGCAGUAAAUGACUGUAAAAGAUUACUGUGAAAGUCAUGCAAAAUUCCGCCAGUAAUUUACUGUGAUUUUAUGCUCAAAAAUGUAACUUCGCAGUAGCGGGAAUAACAUCUUUCCCCCUCAACUUUUACUUUUAAGUACUACUUAGCAGCUGUUUUGACAUUGCACAUCUACAUCACAACAGUGGUAAUUGAGCAGAAUUUAAGGAAUUUGAAGGAUGUCAGUGUCGUGUUAGCUUCAGUUCAACUUCAUAUCGACUCUGGCACAACAUGGCCUAACCAAAUGACACAUUGAAAAGUUAAUGAAGUGAAAUUGAACAAUAACCUUUCCACUAACUUCUUGCCGUCGUCUUCUAUGCCUAGAUUGUAAAACACAGGUGCAUCAUCAUUAUUGGUCCCCUGGCAGCUCACUAACAUUGUGGCUUUUUUUUCUUUCCUUCUUUUAUUUUCACAGUAACUAACUUUUUUUUCCAUUGCCACUUUUUUUUUUUUGUGUCGUUAAUUCAGUUGUGGCUUUUUUAACUCCACCAUUUUAUUUUUUUUAAUUUGCAGCGGGCUUCGGUUUCUUUUUCGACUUCUUUUUUUUUGCAUUCUGUUUUAAUUUGCAGCAGUGGCGGUUCUCGGCCACCAUAGAGAACCGUAAAUAAAACAAUAUAUUAGCAAAACAGUUUAAGUCCAGUAGUUGGCACGCUUGUAAAACUAAUUUGUUUGCAAGUUUUAAGUUUUACUUUUUAGAUGACUUUUUUUUUUCUUCAGAGUUUCAUUCUCACUCAAAUUCUUAUUUUUGUUUGAUAUUGAAGAAGUUUUGUUUAAUUAUUUUGAUGCAUAUCUGCUAUCAGUUUGUGUCAGAAUCGCAAACAAAACUCAGGGAGCGCAAACGAGAGAGCUGGCAGCAUAACUGCAGAAGUGACGGUGAGGGAAAGUCUGAGCAACGAGAAAGAAACAGAGGAUGCUGUAAACAAAAGGAUAUUUGACAAAAAGUAAAAGACCAGUAGUUUACACAAUUACACAAAAUUUGUUUGCAAGUUACAAGUUUUAGUUUUCAGAUGCCUUUCUUUUUUUUUUUUUGCUUCAGUGAGUUUUAUUCUCUUUUAAUUUUUUAUUUUUGUUUGAUAUUGAAGUUUUGUUUGAUUAUUUUUGACACAAAUCUGAUUCCAUAUCUCUCUGUGAUCCCUGAGGUUUAUAUGAGGUGAAUAAAUGUUGAUGCUUUUAGUAAAAUGUUGGUGUAGUUGAUCUUGAGGACAGCUGCAGCUUUAAUAACUUCUGCUUCUUGGAGUUUGAGCGUCUAAAGUUCACAUCGCCGCUCCUCCUCCUCCUGGAUUAUACAAGAGCUGGAUUUCCCCUCCCUCCUCUCUCACACAGCACACUCACUUCCUUGUUCUCUUCACUUCUUUGUUCCCUCCCCUUCAGAUCUACAGUCUGAGGAAGGGUGUAACCAGCAUGUUCUGAGCUGAUCCUGCUGACUCACAUGUUGUUGAGAUCAGAGCUCAGACUAGUUUCACUUCUGAGGAAAUGAAACUCAGUCAGUCAGUCGUCGACAGUGAGUGUUGAAAUGGCGCAGAAAGGAGUUCAGCUGGACCGGGAAUCUUUCUCUUGUUCCAUCUGUUUGGAUCUACUGAAGGAUCCAGUGACUGUUUCCUGUGGACACAGCUUCUGCAUGGGCUGUAUUCAAACCUACUGGGAUAAAGAGGAUGAGAAGAAGAUCUACAGCUGUCCUCAGUGCAGACAGACCUUCACACCGAGGCCUGUCCUGAUGAAAAACACCAUGUUAGCAGUUUUAGUGGAGGAACUGAAGAAGAGCGGACUCCAAGCUGCUCCUGGUGAUCCCUCUGAUGCUGGACCUGAAGAUGUAGUCUGUGAUUUCUGCAGUGGGAGAAAACUGAAAGCUGUCAAGUCCUGUCUGCAAUGUCUGGUUUCUUACUGCCAGAUUCACCUCCAGCCUCAUUUUGAAUCACCUUCAUUUAAGAAACACAAGCUGGUGGAGCCCUCCAAGAAGCUUCAGGAGAACAUCUGCUCUCGUCAUGAUGAGGUGAUGAAGCUGUUCUGCCGCACUGAUCAGCAAUCUAUCUGUCAUCUCUGCCCUGUGGACCAACACAAAGGCCACGACACAGUCUCAGCUGCAGCAGAAAGGUCUGAGUGGCAGAAAGAUCUGGAGGAGAGUCGAGAAAACAUCCAGCAGAGAAUCCAGGACAGAGAGGAAGAUGUGAAGCUGCUCCAACAGGAGGUGGAGGCUAUCAACGGCUCCGCUGAUAAAGCAGUGAAGCACAGCCAGGAGAUCUUCAGCCAGCUGAUCCGUGUCCUGGAGAAACGCCGCUCUGACGUGGAGCAGCAGGUCAGAUCCCAGCAGGAACGUGAAGUGAGUCGAGUCAAAGAGCUUCAGGAGAAGCUGGAGCAGGAGAUCACUGAGCUGAAGAGGAAAGACGCAGAUCUGCUGAAGCUCUCACUCACAGAGGACCACAACCAGUUUCUGCACAGCUACCCCUCACUGUCAGGACCGGGUCAACCUGCAGACUCAUCCAGGAUCAACAUCCGUCCUCUGAGAUACUUUGAGGAGGUGACAGCAGCUGUGUCAGAGCUCAGAGAUAAACUCCAGGAUCUUCUGACAGAGACGUGGACAAACGUCUCACAGGCAGUGACUGACGUGGAUGUUUUACUGUCAGAACCAGAACCAGAACCCAAGACCAGAGCUGGUUUCUUAAGAUAUUCACAGAGAAUCACACUGGAUCCAAACACAGCACACAGAGAGCUGUUAUUAUCUGAUGGAAACAGAAGAGCAACAGGGACAGGACAACCACAGUCUUAUCCUAAACACCCAGACAGAUUCACUGAUUAUCGUCAGGUCCUGAGUAGAGAGAGUCUGACAGGACGUUGUUACUGGGAGGUGGAGCUUAGAGGGAAAGACGUUGAUGUAGCAGUCGCAUACAAGUCUAUCAGCAGAGCAGGAAACUCAGAGGAUUGUUUAUUUGGAUUCAGUGACAAAUCUUGGAGGUUAGAGCGUUAUAAAGACAGAUAUAAAUUUAGACACAACAAAGUCCACACUCGUGUCUCAGGUCCUCUGUCCCCCAGAGUAGGAGUGUACCUGGAUCACAGAGCAGGUAUUCUGUCCUUCUACAGUGUCUCUGAAACCAUGACUCUCCUCCACAGAGUCCAGACCACAUUCACUGAACCACUACAUGCUGGACUGUUUUUAUUCUGGUGUAAUGGAGACUCUGCUGAGUUCAUAGAAGUGAAAUAAACAGAACUUUGAGUCAAUCAGACCAAAAAACAUGUAAUGAGAUCAUUGAACCCUUGAAAUGUUCUGGUUUGUAAAUGUUUGUGGAUCAGUCUCACCAAAGAGUGUCAGUUUAGUUCUAGAUUUCAGCUUUUUCGUUCUUUUCUAAAGAUGCUAAUUUGGUCUCAGCUUUAAGGAAAGUGAUUGUGGAUAACUCAUCUUUGGAUUUCUCAUUAUUAAAAAUCUUCACAAAAGUUUGAAAACAAACACAUCAAGAUGAUCAUUUGUUUAAAUCACAUUAAGUUGGUGCAGAUUUUGUAGGUCUAAGACUUUAGAAAAAGUGACGUCAACAUAAUGAAAGAAAGAUGAAAAAGCAAAACCUUAUUUCCUGUCCCAAAUCUGACCAUCUAAAGUCUUCCAGUCUGCCCCCAAAACACUUCAAAUGAUCUUUGCUUUCUCUGUUUGCUGAAUAUUUGUAUUCAUGUCAUCCAUGGAUAUUUCUGUCUGCUUCUGUUGGAUCAGUCUGUUUGUAAAGACAUCUAUAAUGACACUUUUGACAGAUCAUGUUGUUAUGAGCGUUUCAAUCACUCUAAAAAUUAUCACAUUCAUUUGUCCAACUGUUGUUAUGUUUCUGACUCAGCUGAGAUUGUGGUGAAGUCUCUGAUUGUGGAUAAAAAAAAAUAAAAGUCAACAAACUGUGUCACUGAAA